AGUGGCUGAUGUACACUUUGGAAUCGGGAAUAUCAUCCUCCGAUUCUCCGAUGGGAAUGAUAAUCAAAUGAAAACAUUUUUUACCGUCAAUUUGUCAUCAGCCUCUACCUCUACUUCCGUUACUACUACUGGAAAUGACUCGGUUAUGCUGACGGAUGAAAUUAAAAAAUAUAAAACGAAGGGACUUGUCGACUUCUUGAGUAAGGAAGGAGACUUGAAACUUGAGGAGGAGGACUUAGAAAUAAGUCGCAAGUAA
Molecule: messenger RNA, 256 nt
Organism: Ambispora leptoticha
Lineage: Eukaryota; Fungi; Glomeromycota; Glomeromycetes; Archaeosporales; Ambisporaceae
Source: the annotation of a GenBank genome assembly